Messenger RNA from Nicrophorus vespilloides, 396 nucleotides. Its product is annotated as vacuolar protein sorting-associated protein 16 homolog. Lineage: Eukaryota; Metazoa; Arthropoda; Insecta; Coleoptera; Silphidae. Bases 56 to 373 code for a protein of 105 amino acids. The record is from RefSeq and is a predicted model, not a curated record. The transcript is spliced from 2 exons. Gene Ontology annotation, biological process: vacuole fusion, non-autophagic; endosomal transport; intracellular protein transport. Gene Ontology annotation, molecular function: actin binding. Gene Ontology annotation, cellular component: lysosomal membrane; cytoplasm; endosome.
UUUAAGUUAUGCAAUUUGAUUGUCUUGCAGGUAUUGGUGGUUGAGGAUUCAGGCUAUGGCUGAUCUGAAAAAAUGGGAGGAGCUCGACAAGUUCUCUAAGUUUAAGAAGUCACCGAUCGGGUACGCCCCUUUCGUUGACGUUUGCUUAGCCAAAGGAAAACAUGAUGAAGCGGUUAAGUAUUUACCGCGCAUCGCGGACGACAUUAAAUUCAAAUAUUACGUUAAGGCCAACGAGUUGGAUGAUGCGGCGCAAAUAGCGUUCGAGCAACGCGAUAUGCAGGGGCUGCUGCUCGUGCAGUCCAAAUGUCCGCCUCAAUCCGAAUUGAGCGAGAAGAUCAACAGUCUCUGCGUGCAAUUGCGUUCGCGCAAAUAAAUCGAAUCCGUACUUUCUAUAUA